Oryctolagus cuniculus (rabbit) is the source of this 2257-nucleotide messenger RNA. RefSeq names its product BTB/POZ domain-containing protein KCTD12. The record is from RefSeq and is a predicted model, not a curated record. Gene Ontology annotation, biological process: protein homooligomerization; regulation of G protein-coupled receptor signaling pathway. Gene Ontology annotation, cellular component: signaling receptor complex. NCBI's taxonomy places the organism in Eukaryota, Metazoa, Chordata, Mammalia, Lagomorpha, Leporidae.
GAGGAAGGGAGGCAUUCCACAAGCAGAGCUGAGCACCAGCAGGGCAGCAAGGCUGAGCGGGACUGAGGCUGUGUUUGGCCAUAUCUCAGUGAUUGGAGAUUCAGGGUAACUUCUCCACUGACUUCAGUUUCUUUCCUUUCCAGUCUACUGCUCUGGAGUUCAGAAGCCUCUGUACUUUAGCUGGAUAUACACAUGUCUCUCUGUGUGUGUUCUUUCUCUGUGUUGAGAGAGGACUGCAUGUGAAACCUGCAUGAAAAGCAGGCUAGAGAUCCAAAAGCAGGCAAGACUCUUCCUGAAGGAGAAUUCUGAAAAUCCAGAUUUUUUUCAUCAUCAGUUAAUUUUAAAAUUAUAAAAUAUUUUUGAAGCAUCUGGGUGCUAGAAUUUCACUUCAUGACCGAAAUUCUACUUGGAAAAGGAAAGAACUGCUGCUGAAGAUUUUUCUCCGGCAAGUAGAAGAAAAGCUAUCUCUUAAAAUUUUCUGCUUUGCUUACAUUUUCAGCUCAUCUGUUACCUACUUUGAUUUCUUGGAUCUCUCUGAACUGGAGCAACUUAAAAGAUCAAUAUGGCCUGGCCAGAGAAAUCAAGUUGUACCAAACAAAGUGAGGAUUCCAGUCAUUUCCCUGAGAUUAUUGAACUCAAUGUAGGUGGUCAGGUGUAUAUCACUCGCUAUCCUACUUUGGUCAGCAUUCCUGGUUCCCUGCUCUGGGAAAUGUUCAGUGAAAAGAAUCCUUGCUCCCUGAUCCAGGACAACAAAGGGAGAUUCUUUGUAGAUCGAGAUGGUUUCCUGUUUCGCUAUGUGUUAGACUACAUGAGAGAUAAGCAAGUAGUGCUUCCUGACCACUUUCCAGAGUGGGGUCGGCUCCAGAGAGAAGCGGAAUACUUCAAGUUGCCAGAGCUUGUCAAGAUGUUGACUCCUAAAAUAAACAAGCUCAACUUAAUUGGCACUGACAUAUGCCAAAGUGACCUAGACGAGCUGUCCCCCAACACUGACACCAUGUAUAACCUCUCUUCAAGUAAUAUUAUCCAAAUUAGUGGCCCUGUUAAUCCCCUAGCUCUGAAAAUGGGAACUGGUUCUGGCCUCAAGAAGGCAGGCUUCAUCACUAUUGGCUAUCGAGGCUCCUAUACUCUGAGUCGGGACAGCCAAACAGAUGCUAAAUUCCGCCGUGUAGCCCGAAUCAUGGUGUGUGGCAAGAUUUCAUUGGCCAAAGAAGUGUUUGGAGAUACUCUGAAUGAGAGCCGAGAUCCCGAUCGUCCUCCUGAGCGAUACACUUCUCGAUACUACCUCAAAUUCACUUUUCUGGAACAAGCCUUUGACAAACUAGCUGAUGCUGGCUUCCAUAUGGUAGCAUGCAACUCCACUGGUACCUGCACUGCUACUCCUGAUCAGACAAAUGAUAAGAUCUGGACCUCUUAUACUGAAUACGUUUUCCACCGUGAGUAACACUUAGAAAUCAUCUGGAAAAUAUAAACCAAAAAGCCAGCUCUGCCUCCCCUUUCUGUUCCUGCAUACGUGUUCUCCUGUAGAAAUAGACACAUAAUCCUCUGUCUAAUUUUGGAAAGUGUCACUACUGUCACCAUUACUAAUUAAACCUUCUUUGGUACCUUCCUUGUUACACAUUACCCAAUUUUGUAUGGCUUUCAGUAUGCCUUGGAGUGUGGAGCUGGAUGCCUUUAGGGGAAAAAUAUUCAAUGUGGAGGCAUAUGUACAUGCUCAUUACAAUAGACAAUAGAGAUAUUUGUUGGGCAAACACAGACAAAACCAUAGAUUCUGUUGAGAAAUGAUGAGCAACGGUUUCUAAAUAGUUUCUUAGCACCACAUUGUGGAUAUGCUUAAAUCCCUUGUUCUUAUAGUUACCUAGGAAAAGUCCUUUAAUCAUAUAUGCUCAUUGUGAACCAUAUAUUUAGAGUAAAUAUGAAUAUAUAUACACAUAUUUUUUUUCACUAAAUCUCUUUCUCUCUCUCUCUCUCUCUCUCUCUCACGCACACACACACAAAAUGUGAGGGCACUAUUGUUCUUAACAGACUGGGUAGAAGAAGGUGAUAAAAAUCGCCCAGGAAAGGUCAGUAAGUUCUAAAAUUGCCAAUUAUUUUCAAUAGUGAAAAAUGAAAAAUUGCAUAUGUAAUUAUUUCCGAGAAUUUAAAUUGCUUUUACUUGAAAAGGAUAGUGAGGAUAUAUAUCAUGACUAUUCCACAGACAUAAGCAUGUAUGCCAUUUUAAAAGAUUUUGCCCAAAAUAUGUUUUAUCCAUAUAGAUAAA